Ophidiomyces ophidiicola is the source of this 720-nucleotide messenger RNA. It is a transcript of the gene RPS6, whose product is annotated as 40S ribosomal protein S6. Gene Ontology annotation, cellular component: ribosome. Gene Ontology annotation, biological process: translation. Gene Ontology annotation, molecular function: structural constituent of ribosome. The transcript is spliced from 7 exons. Bases 1 to 720 code for a protein of 239 amino acids. Lineage: Eukaryota; Fungi; Ascomycota; Eurotiomycetes; Onygenales; Onygenaceae. The record is from RefSeq and is a predicted model, not a curated record.
AUGAAGCUCAACAUCGCCUACCCAGCCAAUGGGUCCCAGAAAUUGAUUGAUAUUGACGACGAGCGUAAGCUCCGGCCCUUCAUGGAGAAGCGCAUGGGAACUGAAGUUCCUGGUGACACGCUCGGUGAUGAAUUCAAGGGCUAUUUGUUCAAGAUUACUGGUGGAAACGAUAAGCAAGGUUUCCCCAUGAAGCAAGGCGUGCUUUUGCCCAACCGUACCAGACUCCUCCUUAGUGCAGGCCACAGCUGCUACCGGCCCCGCCGAACUGGUGAGCGCAAGCGUAAGAGCGUGCGCGGAGCCAUUACUGGAUAUGAUCUCGCCGUUAUGGCCCUCACGGUUGUCAAGCAAGGCGAAAGCGAUAUUCCCGGACUUACAGAUGUUGUGAACCCUAAGAGACUUGGUCCCAAGCGAGCCACCAAGAUCCGCAGAUUCUUCGGACUCGAUAAGAAGGAUGAUGUGAGAAAAUUUGUUAUCCGUCGCACUGUCACCCCAUCUGGAGAAGGAAAGAAGGAAUACACAAAGGCCCCCAAAAUUCAACGUCUUGUCACUCCCCAGCGCCUACAGCGCAAACGUCACAGAAUGGCACUCAAGCGCCGCCGGGCCGAGUCCGCCAAAGAGCAAGCUAAUGAAUACGCCAAACUCCUUGCUUCUCGUGUCCACGAGGAGAAGGCGAAGCGUGAUGAGCUUCGCAAGCGCCGAGCGUCCUCAAUGAGAAAGUAG